Oenanthe melanoleuca is the source of this 1610-nucleotide messenger RNA. Its product is annotated as inositol 1,4,5-trisphosphate receptor-interacting protein-like 1. The transcript has 2 exons. NCBI's taxonomy places the organism in Eukaryota, Metazoa, Chordata, Aves, Passeriformes, Muscicapidae. Bases 545 to 1441 code for a protein of 298 amino acids. The record is from RefSeq and is a predicted model, not a curated record.
UGAUUGUUGAUAUUUAUUAGAUAUUGCAGAAACACACAUUACAUUUUAUCCUCCAUAAGCCCAGGCUCAACUUAAUCAAAGUUUAGCACGAUCUCAAGGCUCCCAUCUGAUUCUGUCAGUGAAAUCUUUUUUAUCUGAUGUUUUCAGCCCUUUGCUCUGUUCCACGAUUGGGCUGGGUGAGGGUUGGGGCAAAUGCCUGGGAGCAAGACAAAGAAAAGAUCUGAUCCCCUCAGGGGCAGGCAGGGCUCUGUCACAGGGGAUGGCUCAGAGGAGCUCAGGGCUCUCUGUGGUGGCACUGGGGUUUGUCUGCUUUGCCACGGGACCCCCAGGGAGCUCCUGCUGGCAUCCAGUGCUGUGAUGCCCAGAGCCCGCUGAGCAGGGGCAGAGAUGGAGUCUGGGGCUCGUCAACCUCGUGACGUGGCUGUGGUGGCUGUGACAUCGCAGAGAGCGGGUCACAGUGGCAGCCAGCACCAGGCAGCUCCCGUCCUGCUGCCCCUGCCAAUGCUCCCCGUCCCUGCAGGCCCUUUCCCAGCCGUGCCGGGCCAUGGCUGCGGCCGUCGGGUUCCUCAUGGCUGCGCUGGCUGCCCUGCCCAGGCUGACGCACGACCCGCAGGCCGACCCGGCCGCGGCACAGCGCAUGCAGCAGCGCAACCACUUCCUUCGCCAGCAGAUGACACAGCUGUGGCAGGAGGUGGAGCAGAUCAGGUCCCUGGAAGGAGCCCUUGUCCAUUAUGUGUUUAACAACUGGCUGGUUUGGGCCACUGCGGCCAUGCUCGCCGAGGCCUGCUGGCUGGCCUGGCAAAGGAAGCUUGCCUUCAUCAGCAAGGAUAACAAGGGGGGGCAGGACUUCAACAGGGCACGCGAAGGUGCCAGGCUUUUGGCUGAACACAGCCAAAUACCAGUGCAGGAGCUGCCUGAGCCCUGCAGGAAUCUGAAGCAGCUGGUGCGUGACCUCCUGUAUAUCAGCCGAGAGUUUUCCAGGAGGACUUUCAUGCCAGCCAUUUACCCAGACAGAGGAAUGGACAGCAGCCAUGAGUUCUGGGGCACCUUUGAGAAUAGAAUCUUCUACCAGCUGCUCGUGUUCCUGCGGCCACCCCCCGGCCACUCGUUCGUCCUGGAGCAGGACACGGUGAGGCAGCACCCGGAGAGGCGCUCUGACAUCCGCGUGGUGCUGCAGUGCACGUGCUCCAUGGAGCAGGAGAUGGGAUAUUCCCUGUGCUUUGUCCAUCGCCGGGGCAACGAGAUGCUGCAGGACCACGGCUCACCUGUCCUCGAAACCCUCUGCACAGGCUUCUUCCUAAACGUGGAGUACAUCUCCAGCUGGGUGCAGAGCCUGCUGCACUCAGCCUGGCUGCGUUUGCCGCAGUGGCCGCGCCGGCGCCUGACGAUGCUGCCCUGCUCCCGCUCCUGCAAGUUCCUGGGAGCCAAAGCAACAGUCUAACAGCAAUGGAAAGAUUAUCCCAUUCCAAGGAGAGCCUCUUCUGUCCACAACAUCUCACAGAAGUCAGUCUGGUAAUGGCAAUUCAGAGCUGACCUGCACAGUGUAUUAAAAAUUGAUUUCAGUUGAGAUAAGACUAUACAGGUGAGCAUAAAUCACACUCUUGAAACUG